AUGCCCAAGAUCACCGAGAUCUUCUUCGACUGCGACAACACCCUUGUCCUGUCAGAGGAGCUGGCCUUCGAGGCCUGCGCCGAUCUCGCCAAUGAGAUCCUCGAGAAGCGCAACAUCCCUGAUCGCUACACUGGCGAGCAGCUCAUCCAGGAUUUCGUCGGCCAGAACUUCCGUGGCAUGAUGAUCUCCCUCCAGGCCAAGUACAAGUUCGAGAUGGAGAAGGACGAACUUGAAGAAUACGUCAAGAAAGAAGAAGACAAGGUCAUUGCCAAGCUGAACGACAAGGCCCAGCCCUGUGUCGGCGCCAACGAGGAGCUCCAGAAGCUGUACGACUCCGGCAAGUACGACCUCGCUGUUGUCUCCUCGUCCGCUCUUCGCCGUGUCCAGGCCUCCAUCAAAAAGGUUGGCCAGGACCAGUACUUCGCCCCGGACCGCGUCUUCAGUGCCGCCUCCUCCCUUCCCAAGCCUACCUCCAAGCCGGAUCCCGCCAUCUACCUCCACGCCCUGGAGGUCUGCGGCAAGAAGGCUGAAGAGACCGUCACCAUCGAGGACAGCAAGUCUGGUGCCCUGAGCGCCAUCCGCGCCGGUAUCCCCGUCAUCGGUUACGUGGGCAGUUAUCCCGGUGACGACAAGAAACUCGAAAUGGCCCAACGCCUGGAAGAGUUGGGCGCCAAGGUCAUCAUGAAAGACUGGUCCGAAUUCGAAGAUUGCCUUGCGCAGAUUGAAAAGAUCCAGGCCAGUCUGUAG
Molecule: messenger RNA, 747 nt
Organism: Aspergillus terreus NIH2624
Lineage: Eukaryota; Fungi; Ascomycota; Eurotiomycetes; Eurotiales; Aspergillaceae
Product: HAD family hydrolase
Exons: 2
Coding region: 1-747 (248 amino acids)
Source: RefSeq, a predicted model, not a curated record